AUGGCACGCGCGAGACAGAGUAGUCAUCAGGAGCAGGGGAGGAAAUUACACGAGGCGCUGGGUCUGGCUAUUGAGGACAUUAUCGAGCGGUGGUGGACGGAUGAGGAAGCGCGGUUUCCACAGCGGAUGCCGCUGGAGCCCCAGGAAGAAGACCUUUUGCGCUGGAUGGACCAAAACAAGGCCUUGAUCCGCCCGUACAAAGAAUGCCAAGGGUCCUGGCGACCAGACUUUCUCUUGGAAGAGGAUGACCCAAGUAAGAUGGAGAGCUUCCGUGUGUGCGAGAUCAACGGUCGAUUCUGCUGGAAUGGCUAUGUGCAGACGGCCUUUGCCCAAGAGGGAGUGUCCGUCUUCAAUCUUGACAAAAAGGGAUUGCAGCACGGAGCCGAGCCGGAAGAGAUUCUAGGUGGAUUGCUUGGGCUGUUCAACCAUAAUCUUCCACUGCAUCUGCUGAAAGAGGAGGAACGUGGGAUGGAUAUCCACAUGUUUGUGACUUUUAUAGAGGAGCGUCUCGGUAUCAGACCACGGCUUAUCACUUCCAAAGAGUUGCGAUUGAUCCCUGAUGGAGAGAGCAAGACGGGCUAUAAACUGUGCUAUCUGGCGAGCCCACAGACGCCGGCUGAGCGCAUAUUUACCCUUGCUUCUGGCGAGGUGGCCGAGGAGAUCCAUCAGGUCGGCCUGGGACUCCACCAGUGCCAAUUCCGUGCCCUCUCACCAGAGAUGAUGAAGGAGCUUAGCGAGUUGAGUAUGCUGGUAUCCAGAAAGGUCCUCUCCUCGGAACAAGCCACAAGGCUCGAAAACGGCAUAACUCCCACCAUCCUGCCCGGUUCAGUCGAGCUAGAGGACUUGAUUAGCCGCUCACAGCUCAAGGAUGGCUACAUUCUCAAACCCAUUCGUAGUGGAAAGGGGGCAGGGAUCCUAUUUGGAGAUCAGUUGAGCCACGCAGACUGGCAGGAAAAGUUGGAGCAGCUGAAAUGCCCGCAGCUCAAGCCGAGAAAGACGGUGUAUGUCGUCCAACGCCGAAUCAAUCAAUUAUACUAUGAUAUCACCAUUGGACUGACCGGCAAGCCAACUGCCUGCCACAUGGUUGGGACUUAUCAUGCAGUCAACGGGCAAUUCCUGGGGCUGGGAGGCUGGAGAUGCAGUCCUGGGAGGCUUUGUGCAGUGGCUGAUGGUGCCACUUGGACAUGUUCUGUUGUGCAAUCAAACUAA
This is a messenger RNA of Penicillium verrucosum, 1209 nucleotides long. RefSeq lists its product as uncharacterized. The transcript has 4 exons. Bases 1 to 1209 code for a protein of 402 amino acids. Lineage: Eukaryota; Fungi; Ascomycota; Eurotiomycetes; Eurotiales; Aspergillaceae. The record is from RefSeq and is a predicted model, not a curated record.